AUGAUGAUAAUUGAAAUGGUCAAAAAAGAAUUUAAAAAGACAAAGAAGAAAUUAGAGAGGUUUGAGAAAAGAAAAUAUGAGUUAGAAUGUAAGUUGGAUAACAAAAAGUAUGGGAUAAAAAAG
Funneliformis geosporum is the source of this 123-nucleotide messenger RNA. Lineage: Eukaryota; Fungi; Glomeromycota; Glomeromycetes; Glomerales; Glomeraceae. The record is from the annotation of a GenBank genome assembly.